AUGUCUGACGUAACACCAGAUGAUGAAUUACUGUCAAUGCUCCUGGUAAACCUACGCAACGCUGCAGCCACGUUUGGAGAAGGCACGCCACCAUACGAAAGCAUCAGGACGACAAUCGAGGACCAUAUACGAAGUAUGAGAGCUACAGGUUCGAGCACGAACAUAUCUGGGGCUCGUAAGGCACACGAGGAGGCCCACGCAGCCACCACCGAGCUUUCUGCCUCAUUCGCAAAUCUGGCAUUUCGUCCGAAGCCUACGUGA
Recurvomyces mirabilis is the source of this 261-nucleotide messenger RNA. RefSeq lists its product as uncharacterized. The transcript has 2 exons. The coding region runs from base 1 to 261 and encodes 86 amino acids. Lineage: Eukaryota; Fungi; Ascomycota; Dothideomycetes; Mycosphaerellales; Teratosphaeriaceae. The record is from RefSeq and is a predicted model, not a curated record.